CAUAUACAAGGUGUCUGGAGCAUUGGGGCCAAGAGUUCUGUAGCGCAUGAUUCUGGAACUAAGGAUUCUGGAGCUUUUGUUCCUUUGAAGGAGAUCCAAGGAGAUUCUAACUUGUUUCAUGUGAUCAUGAAGCCAGGAGUAGAUCCAGGAGCAGAGCUGAAGGAGAUUUCAUGGCAAUUUGGCCCUGAGUCAGACUACAGAGUCAUGCUGCAUGUCUAUAAAUGGACAGAUUCUCCAAUGUGGGUCACUCUCCAGGACAAGUACAAGCAGAGAGUCCAUGUGCCCACUAUGACAACCCUGAGGACUGAGAAUCUGACCCUUGAGGACAGUGGGCGGUACCAGGCUAUAGGUGACUUAACUGAAGGAAAAGCAUUUAUUCAGAUGUUCCAUCUCAUUGUUUUCAAGCCUGUCCUCCUCCCUCAGAUCCUGGCCAAGUCAUUCUCCAUUACACCAGGCUGGUGCAGUGUCACCCUGGAGAGUAGGGCCACAGGGGCCUCAGAAAACCUGAACAUGACAUGGGAGAACAAGGGCCUCCCCAAGAAUCUGGAUCAGACAGGAACACUAGGACCGGACAGCAACUCCCGGACACUGACUCUGAGUCUGCCUGUGAGCCAGCAUCUGAGCAGGCCCAAUGCCAGCCUCACUUGUGUGGUCAGCAACUCUAUAGACAAGAAAAAUGCCACCUUACACUUGGGAGAAUUCUGUUGUACUGAACUGGGCUUCCAGCUCGCCAAGAUCAAGUUUGCUGCAGAAGAAAGGAAGUGA
This is a messenger RNA of Trichechus manatus latirostris (Florida manatee), 765 nucleotides long. RefSeq lists its product as uncharacterized. The record is from RefSeq and is a predicted model, not a curated record. The transcript is spliced from 3 exons. NCBI's taxonomy places the organism in Eukaryota, Metazoa, Chordata, Mammalia, Sirenia, Trichechidae. The annotation marks the transcript as partial.